CAAGCUGCAUAACUACUGACUCUGCUUUUGUCUUGAGUUGGUUUGUUGAGCAAACUGAAAGAAAUCUUGCCUCAGCAGCUUCACGCAGGAUUAUUUUCAGAUCAACUUGAGUUGAAAAGAGAUUUAUUUUUUAAAAAUGCCGUCUCAUAUUAUGCUCUCGUACCAGUGGGAUGACCAGGCUCUUGUGAAAAAGAUCUACGACCGGCUGAAAGAUGAUGGGCUGCCGGUGUGGAUGGACAUCGAAGGAGGGGUGACUGGGAACAUCAACGACGCGAUGGCUGCAGGUGUGGAGGAGGCCGCGGUGAUCUGUCCGGUCAUGACCCCAGCUUACCAGGCGUCCCGCAGCUGUAAGAAGGAGCUGAACUACGCAGACAGCAGGGAGGUGAUGAUCGUGCCGGUCAUGCUGGCCAACAACUGGGAGGCCAGUGAGUGGCUGGGCCUGAUCACUGCGGGCCUGCUGUGGGUGGACUUCAGAAAUGCAGAAGAGGAUGAGGAGCUCUUUGAGAUGUGCCUCAGGUCUCUGGAGGAGGAGAUCAUGUUUAACGCCGGUCACCUCCUGGCGGUGGAGGAAGCUACCAGAGAGGAGGUGGAUGAGCCGGAGCCGCCAAAACCCCGCCUGAAGAAGAAACCGGGCCGAGGCUUCCGCCAUGCCCUCUCAAAGCUCUACAUUCACGAAUCAGAUGAGCAGAUAAUCCACCCGACUAACGACAGCAGAAACACAGUGGAGCUCGAUGAGACACCUGGAGAUCACUGUCACUGGGAGGAGAUCAAGGGUCACGGCUGUAAAUACUACAGGAACAUUGUGACGAACAGAUACCUGGGUACGAACAGAAAUUCAUCAGGAAUGUGA
This is a messenger RNA of Seriola aureovittata, 850 nucleotides long. RefSeq lists its product as uncharacterized. Gene Ontology annotation, biological process: signal transduction. The record is from RefSeq and is a predicted model, not a curated record. Bases 137 to 850 code for a protein of 237 amino acids. Lineage: Eukaryota; Metazoa; Chordata; Actinopteri; Carangiformes; Carangidae. The transcript has 4 exons.